AUGGCGCACAAGCAGCACGUACGGCGCGUAUGGGACGUCCUACAGGAGCGCGAGCGGGUGCGCAUGGCGCGUGCGCGCGCCGCAGCGUCGCGGUACCCCCCACCCGAGGCGGUCGCGUUCGCGCUCGAGGAGUCGCGGCACGCGCGCGAGGAUAACCGCUACUCUGACGUGCUGGCGUACGACCGCACGAGCGUGCGCGUCGACGGGAAGCACUACCUCAACGCCAACGUCGUGGCCGACCCAUCGGGCAACUGGUGGGUUGCGGCUCAGGCGCCACUACCACAUACCUUCUAUCCGUUCUUCCGCGCCAUCUACUCUCGGAGCGCAAGCGACGCGCAGGGACAGAGCCAGGCGCGCGCACCCCGCCGACGACGAGAGGCCAUCCUCGUGCAGCUCACAGGCUGGCGCGAGCGCGGCAUCCGCAAGGCAGACCCGUACCUCCCACGGAAUACAGGCGACGACGUAGUGUUUUACCGCGACGCCUCGAAGCGCGAGGGCGUGCGGCUGCGCCUCGCCGAGCAGAAGCGCAAGCCAGAGAUAGGGUCCGUGUACUCGGCGCUACGGCUGUCGCGUGAGGGGGCCCCGGUGAACGGUUUCGGCGCCGCCGCCGGCGACGCCGACGCCGACGACCACAUGCUCGUGCACCACUUCUACUUUGACUCGUGGCCCGACCACGGGGUGCCGGACGGCGAGAGCCUCGAGGCGCUGCAGAACCUGAUACGGCAGGUGGCUGCGCUGCGCGACCAGCACGGCGACAACGAGGUGCACGGGCAGGAUGUCAUCGAGACCUGGGUGCAUUGCUCUGCGGGCGUUGGACGAACGGGCACCUUCCUCGCCCUCGCCUCGCUGUGUUUUUCGCCGCACAGCCACGAGGCGCCACUGCCGCUGCUUGUCGGCCCCUUGCCGCACGACCUGGCACACGACCCGAUAGCGCACACGAUUGACGUUAUGCGUGACUCGCGCGGUAUGCUUGUGCAGACGCCUGAUCAGCUGCAGCUGGUCUAUUCCCUUGCUAUCCCGCCCCUCCCGCCCCGCAUCCACCGCCGCCUAGAGCUGUCAGCCACCGCCGAUGGCCUGCUUGUCCGCGCAGCAGGCAACGGGGCGUCGAGCGAAGCCGUGCUCGUUCGCUGGGGGCCGCGUGGGGCAGUAGAGCCCGUUAAUGCGGCCGUGUACGCCGACGACGAGGGCACCAGCGUCGAACUCGGUGGAGUCCUUGGCAUCGUGCGACUCUGGGACGCCGCAUACCUCGUCAUCUUCCUUCCCCAGGUUAAGGCUCCCACACGGUUGUUCCCCAGCGACGACCCCUUCGACACCGAGACGGCCGCGCACGAGGUGCACUCGCUCGCCGAUGUGCACGCUGUGCCCCUUGUGCCCGACCGCGCUCGCGCCCAGCUCGAGCACCUUGCUUCCGUCCUGUCCAAGCGCACUCCGAAGCAGCCCAAGACGAAUGUCAAGGGCACCGCGACCCCGUCCAAGCCGGGCAUCAACAUCAAAUGGACGAUGCCUUGGGGCUCGCCGAAGAAGGCCGCCGAGUCCGAGUCUGACGACUCGGAUUCCAACUCGGACUCUGACAGCGAGAACGACACGGCGUCCGAGCUGGCGCGGAGACGCGCAUCGUCGAUCGCACCAGAGGCGGACGAGACACCCCCCGAGCUCCCGCCAGUGAUUACAGACAGCCCAGAGGUGCGCGUCAAGAAGCGUUUCUCGCUCGGAUGGGGGCGGUUCACACCGCGCCUGGGCAAACCGAGGGCCAAGGCCGCGCCCGCGCCCAAGCCUGCAAAGGAUGCCAAGGCGAGCCUCGAGCCCCCGGCUCGAUCGUCGGGCGAGAGCCGGCGCUCGAGCGAGGGCCGCCGGUCAGCCGACAGCCGGCGCUCAGCCGAAGCGAGGCUCAGCUCCGAGGUCGGCGAGAUGGUCCCCGACGAGGAAUUUGAGCUCGGCACGAUCCGCCAGAAGGCUAAGGCGACCGAGGCGGCGCUUCCCACCCCUGUGGCCGAUUCCGCGGCCUCGCGCUCGCCUUCGCCCCCGCUCGACAACACGCCGCAGCGCCGCGAGCUCGAGACCAAGAUCAUGAAGCAGAUCACGCGCGAGCUGGGCUCGGGCGAGUUCUUCUACUCGUUCGACUUUGACCUCUCGCACACGCUCCAGCACAAGCGCGGACGCCUGUCGGCACGCACCGCCUCGGCGCCGUUACUCGACCAGCUGCUUGCUGGGCGCGAGUCCUCGACGCAGCUGUUCGCGCCGCCGUCGCCCACGUUCGCCAAGGAGGGAGAUGUCCCCUCGCGCCCGUCGUCCCGCGCAUCGUCGCAGGCCGACAGCGAGAUUGUCGAGCCUGAUAUCCACGUGCCCCUCUGGCGCCGGUUCGACAGACGUUUCUUCUGGAAUGAGUGGCUCCUCCGCGACUUCAUCGAUCUCGGGCUUCAUGCGUUCGUGCUCCCCAUCGCGCAGGGGUACUGCCAGUCGGCGUCGAUCAACAUCCCAGUUCCGCCAUCGCCAGCGGACGAGGGCCUUCCGCCGCCCCCGCCAAUCCCUCUUGACAUUGUGCUCAUCUCGCGACGAAGCAGAGACCGCGCUGGACUGCGAUACCAGCGCCGCGGUAUCGACGACGAGGGCCACGUGGCGAACUUUGUCGAGACGGAGAUGCUCGUUCGCGCACGGGUACAGGGCAAGGCGUCGCUCUUCUCGUUCCUCCAGAUCCGCGGCUCGAUCCCGCUCAAGUGGAGCCAGACGCCAUGGUCGAUGAAGCCACCGCCCGUGCUCGACCUGCCCGUGGACCAGACGUUCUCGGUCGCAAACCUCCACUUUGACGACCUGCGCUCGCGGUACGGGCCCGUCACGGCCAUCAACCUCUCUGAACAGAAGGGCAUUGAGGCGGCCGUGACGAACGGGUACACCGAGCUCGUGGACAGCCUUGGGCGGAAAGACCUCUCGUACAUCCCCUGGGACUUCCACGCCAAGUGCCACGGCAUGAAGUGGGAGAAUAUCUCUGAGCUGGUCAACUCGCUCGACUUUGACGGUAUCGGGUACUUGUGGGCACUGCAGGGCGAGGCGGUGCAGGAGCAGCGUGGUGCUUUCAGGACCAACUGUAUCGACUGCCUCGACCGCACCAAUGUCGUCCAGUCGGCCAUUGCUCGGCGUGUGCUCACGCUCAUGCUGACGCAGCUGGGCAUUGUGCUUGACCCCAAGGUGGUCAACAUUGAGCCCAUGUUCAAUGACAUCUGGGCAAACAACGGCGACAUGAUCAGCCUGUGCUAUGCGCAUACCUCGGCGCUCAAGGGCGACUUUGUGCGCACCGGAAAGCGCGACUUGCAGGGCAUGCUGCACGACGGUGUCUCGUCGCUCAGCCGCAUGUUCUACGGCGCUGUGACCGACUUCUUCGCGCAAGCCGUCAUCUCGUUCAUGCUUGGCCAUCGCAACCUCGGCGUGUUCAACGAGUUCCUCGAGAACCUGCAGAGCACCGAGUCGAGUGCACUGAUCAGGCAGUCGCGUGUGCGGGCCGCUGCAAUUGAGACGUCUUCCGCACGCGUCCUCAGUGACGGCGAACAGCGCGUCGCUGGCUGGACGCUGUUGUCGCCCGAAGAGCGCAACAUUGCUCUCAGCCCCAAGCUCGAGGAGAAGGUGCUCAUCCUCACCAAACAGGCCCUCUACGUUGUCUCGUUCAACUACCAGCUCGAAAAGGUCAACGAGUUUACGCGUAUCCCGCUCAAGUCGAUCACAUCGAUUCAGAAGGGCGCGUAUAUUCUGUCUGCACUGCAGGAGGCUGGCCGCGACCCGGUGGAGAACGCGGGCUUCAUUGUCAACUUCUCCCCAGCGGACGAGAGCACCCGGUACAGCACAUACUCGCUGCGGAACAAGGAGCCUCCUUCGCCUGAGAACUCGUCGGCGACACCGAUCAGCGACUACUUUGCUUCCUCGUCAGGGGCAGACACGCCGUCAGCCAAGCCCGCCCCACCCGACACGCCAAAGGCGCAUGUGAAGAUUGCCGACGUCGACCCGACCAAGACCGAGUACUUUGCGUUCAAGGCCCUCCCGCGCGAGUUUAUCGCCAAGAGCAAGAGCACCCUCGCCGGCUCAUCGCACAGCGACGAGGACGACGAGGAUGAGGAGGACAUUAUACUCGAGUCGAACGAGACGUGUCGCGCGACAGUGGAGCGCAUCGUGCGGCGGCUCAAGGACCAGUGUGUCAAGGCUGGUGGAGGGGGUGGAGCCGAUUUUGUCGUGGACAAGGAUGUCGUGAGCCUCCACGACGCCGAGAGCAACACGUCCCUCCUCGCACGGAUGGACUAUGCCGUCAAGCGAUUCCUGUGGUUCAUGACCCCGCCAAAGCUCAAGAACAUCCUCGUGCUCGGCGCGACGGGCGACCAGGGGGGUGCUGUGGUGAAGUACCUCUCCAAACAGCACGGCCACAUCAUCCUCGGCGUCUCACGCGAUCCCUUCAGCGACAAGGCCAAGCGCGUAGAGGAGACGCCGGGCGUCAUGGUCGUGUUUGGCGACACGGCCGACGCGCGGUCUUUGUUCCUCCAUGGGCCGGUGGACGGCGUUUUUCUGAUGCUGCAUUCUGAGACGGCUGAUGAGCUGGAGCAUACCAAGGCUAUCGCCGACGCCGCGGUCAGGUAUGGCGCCAAGUACAUCGUCUACUCUGGUGUCGAUCUGUCUGGUGUCGCAGAGACGGGGAUCGCGAGCUUCGACCUCAAGCGCGACGCAUGGGAGUACAUCAAGUCGCUGCCCAUCCCCUCCACAUACGUCGGCCCCGCAGGCUUCAUGGAGACGCUCCUGUGGCCGGGAUUUGCAGGGUACACUGCCGCGUGGGACCCGGCCUAUGUGCACAAGUACGUGUGUACCGACGACAUCGGGCACGUGGCCGCCGACUGCCUCGCCGACCCGGACCGCUUCGCGGGCCGCGAGAUCAUGCUCGCUGGCGACGCUUUGACGGGCGCGCAGGUGGCGCAGGUGGUUAAAGAGGUGACGGGGAAGGAGGUCGGCGGGAGCGGGGAGAUUGAUCACGCGUAUGCGAAGCAUCUGUUUGAGCAACUCCAUAAACACCCCUUCGAGGCCGACCCCGCCGCGCUGCGCAAGGAGUUCCCGUACCUCCAUGACUUGCGCUCCUGGCUCCAGACCGUCGACAAGGACAAGGUUGCUCCACCGGCGGCGCCGGCAGCGAAGUGACCUGGUAGGGGAGUUUGAUGACAUCUCUAUGAGCUGUAGCUACAGGGUUCAAUGUCAUAUCUGUGCGUCGCG
Molecule: messenger RNA, 5235 nt
Organism: Vanrija pseudolonga
Lineage: Eukaryota; Fungi; Basidiomycota; Tremellomycetes; Trichosporonales; Trichosporonaceae
Gene: inpp5f
Product: Phosphatidylinositide phosphatase SAC2
Exons: 16
Coding region: 1-5163 (1720 amino acids)
Biological process (GO): protein dephosphorylation; phosphatidylinositol dephosphorylation
Cellular component (GO): endoplasmic reticulum
Molecular function (GO): protein tyrosine phosphatase activity; phosphatidylinositol-4-phosphate phosphatase activity
Source: RefSeq, a predicted model, not a curated record